AUAAUAUGGAGGAGAAUACUAAAUCAUUAGUCAACAACGAAAUGGUAAACAAAGAGGCUCCUCGGUUAGUAGCAUUAUUAAAAGAAAUGAAGGAAGGAUUGCAUGCAGUGAGGAGUAAAGUACAAGCUUUAACCAUGAAGGUGAAAGAGAACAAUUUUCCAACAGUAGAUGGGAUAAGUUAUCUGGAAGCAAAGCAUUUGCUGCUGCUAAGCUACUGCGAAUCAAUUGUUUAUUAUUUGCUUCGUAAGGCAAAAGGGUUCUCAAUUGAGGGGCACCCUGUUGUUCAGAGUCUUGUAGAGAUAAGAUUAUUUUUGGAGAAGAUCCGCCCAAUUGAUAAGAAACUUCAGUACCAAACUCAAAAGCUCAUGAGGGGCAUUAGUAGUGCAACAGAGAAAGUAGGCUCUGUUGAAAAAGAUACAGAUACUGCUCAGAAUGCAGAUGACCCAUUAAAAUAUCGGCCAAAUCCUGACUUGCUUAUUAGCAAAAUAAAUCAGAGUUCUCAGGAUGGUGAUGAUGUGUACCGACCGCCAAAAUUUGCUCCCACUACUAUGUUGGAGGAUAAUACCUUGAAACAGGAAAAACUAGCUAGGAGAAAGAUGAAGGAGACUCUUCGGCAAGCUGAGCAGAGCGAUUUUGUGAGAAAGAUGAUGGACGAUUUUGAAGGGAGACCUGAGGAGGUGAGAGAAAGUUUUGGAGCUGAAAGUGGAGAGCUUAGGAGAUAUAAAGCAAAAAUGGAAGAGCGGGCACGACAAGAAGAGGAGCUUUUCAUUCGUGCUCCACUUACAAAGAUGGAAAAGAAGAGAGAGAAACACUUGAAGAAGUCAAGAAAUGGAUUGCGUGGUUUGACGGAUGAUUUCUAUGACGAGAUUAGAACUUUACCUUUGGAGGAUGAUGGCAAUGAUAAUACAAAUAACUUCAGAAGUGUUAGCAGUGGAGGAAAAAAGCAUAGUAAGCGUAAGAGGCAGCAUUGACGGAGGAUGGCUAGGAUCUUGGAUGUUUUGAGUGAUCAAAUUUUGUAGCUCUUCAUCAGUUUAAAGAUUUGAUACCCCUAACCACCUUGGAUCUGAGAGAUAGUGUGCUGUCACUCUAAAGUCCUAGAUAAGGUGAAUCCUUUGUGAGGAGCAGCGCAUCAUAUUUAGGAAAGUCUCCGUCUAUAUUGCUAUAACAGUAGUGGAUCUGGGAAGGUAUUAAUUGUAGUUUUCUAUGUGUACUGGUUGAACA
This is a messenger RNA of Telopea speciosissima, 1221 nucleotides long. Its product is annotated as neuroguidin. The transcript is spliced from 8 exons. Gene Ontology annotation, biological process: maturation of SSU-rRNA from tricistronic rRNA transcript (SSU-rRNA, 5.8S rRNA, LSU-rRNA). The record is from RefSeq and is a predicted model, not a curated record. Gene Ontology annotation, cellular component: nucleolus; small-subunit processome. The coding region runs from base 6 to 971 and encodes 321 amino acids. NCBI's taxonomy places the organism in Eukaryota, Viridiplantae, Streptophyta, Magnoliopsida, Proteales, Proteaceae.